AUGAGGGGAUGGGACGCAGUUUUGCCGCAAGUCGUGACGGGGGCAGGGGAUUCUCGCGAUGCGACGCAUGCGCAGCUGUGCGGUAUGGUGCGUGGAAUGGAGGAGGCCGCUGAAGCCACAAGGCGAAGACUGAAGCAAAUGGAGAAGGCCCUCGAGCGACAGCGUGUGAUCGUGAACGAGGUUAGGGCAUCCACCUCGCGGUUUGAGGACACGUUCACAAAAACAAACAGUGAUCUUCAGUACAUUCAACAACAGCUUGAGUACGUUGUCGUCAGUCUGGAAAAGGAGCGCGGGACCGUGGCCGACCACACGGAGCAGUUGCGACUCUUCGCGAUGGAAUCAAACCGCCGUGAUGGCCGAAACGCCGAUUUCUCAGAUGAUGGCACCUCGAUGCUGCUUUGGUUGGCUACGUGGCUCUAUCGCCCACUUGUACACUUUGCAAAGGGGUGCUACACGCUGCUCUCUCCGCUUCUCAACACCCUUGAGUCUCUCUCCUUGUUUAACACGGAUGUACUCGUGCGCCGUAGCGAGAGCGGUUCGCGUCUUCGUCACUCGGAGACAAAUGAGGAUCUCUUGAAAAGACUUCAGAAGGGCACCUUGGACCCCACCUCACUUCUCAAGAAAAACUGA
This is a messenger RNA of Trypanosoma conorhini, 630 nucleotides long. RefSeq lists its product as uncharacterized. The transcript has a single exon. The record is from RefSeq and is a predicted model, not a curated record. NCBI's taxonomy places the organism in Eukaryota, Euglenozoa, Kinetoplastea, Trypanosomatida, Trypanosomatidae. The coding region runs from base 1 to 630 and encodes 209 amino acids.